Messenger RNA from Aphanomyces invadans, 985 nucleotides. RefSeq lists its product as hypothetical. Bases 28 to 771 code for a protein of 247 amino acids. The record is from RefSeq and is a predicted model, not a curated record. Lineage: Eukaryota; Oomycota; Saprolegniomycetes; Saprolegniales; Verrucalvaceae. The transcript is spliced from 7 exons.
ACGUGAAAUCGUGUGCAUCGUCGUACAAUGGCCGAGCCCAACGAAGACCCUGCCAGUGCUUUGGUUUCCUCGGCGGAGGCGGACAUGAAGGCUCGCGACGGUGGUGGCAGUGACCUCGGUGCAUCUGCCACAGAGUCCCCCAACCAAAGCGUCGAAAGGACGUCGACCAACGCUGCGUUGGGCACAUCCAUGGCCUUACUGAACCUCAACGAGAUCCAACGGUCGGUCGACGACAAAGGCUUCAAAUCGGCCAGACACCACAAAGAAUCCCAGAAUCUACUGCCUGCGAGCUCCUCCACGAGCGCGAGGCGCAGCUCUGGCCCACCUGUUUCGCUGGAACUGUUUCACCAAAUUCGGCGAGCAUCCCUCGACAUAGGCGCACUAAACGAUGUCCGUGAGGACGACGCAGACCCCACUUCUAGCCAAAACUUGCUCGAGGACGAGAUGUUUCCUGUAAAUGACACACUCGUGCCCGAGAUCGAAGCCUACUUGCGCGAAAAGAUUCAGUGCAAUCGCAGCGACACUCAAGCUAAAGACAUUCGAGAAUUCGUCCUCUCGCGGCUCUCGAGCGCCGAGAUUCGUCAACUGCUGCCGCCGCUGCUCGCCCGACUGCAGAGCGAACUCGGGUCCGCGGCGCUGGACAUUCAAUCGAGUCUUUGUGUGGUGGAAGACCUGUUCUCGGACGUCGGUCGAGCAUCGCCGUUGGUUGGCAUGUACACGGACGAGGAAGAAGAUAUGUUGAAGAGCUUGGAACUCCGCACUGUCUUGUAAAUGGCCACGUCGUACAUUAUGAACAAACGACCUUUCGUCGACCAAUGGCCUUUGACCGCUCCACUUCAUGCACCUGCAACGCCAUGGCGGUCGUAUCUUUGCCCCAUGCAUCGUGCCCUCCCAACACACACGCCAGGGUGGCUGGAUCAUGGCCUCGGCACGUUCUAGCGGCCGGCAACACUCGGCGAAUUCUCGCUCGAGAUCCAUGAGACCC